AUGACAUCCACUCAUAAUGCGGUCAACAGCCACAGCGACAGCGGCGAGCAGCCGUCGCCGGACGAGGAGGCGCGCGGCGGGCUGCUCGGAGCUAUAGUGCGCGCCCUCCGCUCGGCGCCGUGCCCCGCCCCCUGCGCCCCCUGCGCCGCCCCGCCCCCCGCCGCCCCCCACGACGACGACCGCUCGCGCGUCUCCGACGACAACGACAACUCGGCGGACCUUCUCGACUCCGAGACGGAGCCGUGCCUCGUCACGGACCCCGAGUGCUUGGAGGAGUGGUGGUCGGGCGCGGAGGGCGGAGAGGGCAACGAGGGCAACGAGUGCGCGGGCGCCUGGAGCGGGGAGGAGCUCUCCCCGGAGAGGGAGUCCUACGGCGACGACAGAGAUGGCGAGUCCGCGUCGGCGUCGGAGCGCGACUCGCUGCGCAACCUGUCCGCGGCGAUCGCGCAGCGGCAGCGCUCCGAGGCGGAGGACGCGGAGCGCGGCUCGCUGCUGGAGCGCGUGCUGGCGCUCGACGCGCGCCUCUCGGAGCUGCUGCGCGCGCUGCGCCUCGCCGCCGCGGCCGCCGCGCGCGCCCCCGACCAGCCCGGCGCCGCGCUCGCGCACGCGCUCAGGGAUAAAAUUGACGUCACGGAGAAGAAUGUGGCUGACGUAGUGGUGAAGAAGCUAGCUGAGCUGGACGCCAGUAAAAACAUGAUGGAGCAAUAUAGGCAGUCCGUCGAAACGCUAAGAAAGCAGCUGGCACAGUCCGGUGAAGAGGACGAAGUUGAUUUUAUUGAAGAGGAGCUAAUAGGCUGCGGCGAGAUUGAACGGCGGCAGCGAUACGAAGCGCUGGAUCAAGCGCUUGGAGCGCUCGCAACGGUAGACGGCUGGCCGCGACUUGCAGCGCUGCAGCGGCGUCUGGAACGUCUAGCGUUCGCGCUAGCCGCACCGCCGCCCGCAUCG
Iphiclides podalirius (scarce swallowtail) is the source of this 945-nucleotide messenger RNA. The record is from the annotation of a GenBank genome assembly. Lineage: Eukaryota; Metazoa; Arthropoda; Insecta; Lepidoptera; Papilionidae.